AUGACAAUCAUGGCGCCGAACAGAAACAGCUUUGGCAACAGAAUGAGCCACGGCAGAUCCGGAAACGCUCCAAUAAUCAACCUGGUGCGCACGGAGUCGAACGGAGACCCACCCCUCGAUCCUCACAAAGAAGAAACCGAGGACGAACGAGCCGAGAGUGAAUCAGAAGAGAGCGAUUUUGGCGCCAACGACAUGGACAAAAUCUUCUCGAUCCAAUUUAUGGUGUCAUUUGACGACGUCUUCUCAGAAUUCGCGUUGAAGCAUUCGACGAUUUCGUCGAUCGACGCGAUGAAAAAAGAAAUUGAGGAUAAAUUCGAGAACAAGAAGGCAACCUAUUCGGACGUUGUGCUUCAAAUUGAUCCGGAAAUCCUGGCGAAGAAGAAAGAAAUGCUCAUGCUGAGAAGAAAACAGUUAAUUAAAGAUGUGUGGGAAAAGCAACAUCCCUUCCGUGCUCGAUUCGCCAGGCUACGCGAAGAAGCAAUGGACAAGUGGCGAGACGAGGCGCAAAGAGCGAUCGAUGAAGUGAACCCGCGAAAAGCGCUGCAGAAGAUUCAAAAAUACCUGAACUACGAUCCGACGGACUCGAGCAUGGUUAUCAUGAAGUCAAUGGCUUUUCAACUGCUCAAGGACAAUAGAGUCUCCUCAAUUGCGAUUAACAGGGCAAAUGAGCUUGGAGUGACGGAGGAGCAGGAGAAAGCACUCACUUUGAGCUUGGCUGAGUGUGAAUUCAAACAAGCAGAAAAGUACGUUGAAGAAGGAAACUACCAACAAGCGAUUCGCCAUUACAGAAAAGUGCACGAAAUUAUUCCUGACUUCGAAGAUUGCAUGACCUGUAUCGUCUAUCUCGAACUUGAUCGUGGAAAUACAUCGGCAGCAAUGGAUCUUCUUCUUCAACAAAUUCAGCGACAUGUGACCUGGUUUAUGAUGGUGUAA
Messenger RNA from Oikopleura dioica, 933 nucleotides. NCBI's taxonomy places the organism in Eukaryota, Metazoa, Chordata, Appendicularia, Copelata, Oikopleuridae. The record is from the annotation of a GenBank genome assembly.